GGAUCAGCGUGCAGCGCCACCACACCGUGCAGCUCACGUUCGACGACUUCGACGUGGAGCCGCACACCAACUGCUCCUUCGACUACGUCGCCGUCCGGGACGGGUGGUCGCGACGCUCGCCGCUGCUGCUGAAGCACUGCGGCAACCGCGUGCCCGAGCCGCCCACCGUUACCUCCACCGGCAGCAGAAUGCUCGUCCGACUCAAGGCCGAUGGCUCCGUGGCCGCCAAGGGAUUCGUCGCUAACUACACCAUGGGUUGCGGCGGCACCAUCAACGUCACAUCCAUGGAUCACAUUUCGUCGCCGAACUUCCCGAUGACGCACAUGGGCAGCCUGAACUGCACCUGGAUCCUGCAAGCCCCCCGGCCCGGCGACCACGUGUGGAUGCAGUUCAACGCGCUGAUGCUGCACAGCCAGCUGCCUUCUGCCAACUGUUCCUACGACUACCUGGAGGUGCGGGAGGGCACCGGCCCGGACGGACCCGUGCUGCACCGCUACUGCAGGUCACAGCUGCCGCCGGCGGUGACCUCGCGCGGCGGCGCACUUCGGCUCCGGCUGCAGGUGUCGGCCGGCGUCGGAGUCCUCUUCAGCGCCGGCUUCUCCAACGUCUCCACCGGCUGCGGCGGCCGCCUGGCUGCCGAGACUGGCCUGCUCGCCUCGCCCAGCUACCCCGACAGCUACCCCAACGACGUCGAAUGCUGGUGGAAAAUCUACGCCUCUGCGGGCAACGGCAUCCACCUCAGCUUCCGCACAUUCCAGAUCGCUGAGACAGACUUUUGCAACGGCGAUUAUCUAGAGUGGAGCUCUGUAUUGAAUGUGCACUUCAAAAGCCAGCAUAAGUAG
Molecule: messenger RNA, 842 nt
Organism: Pollicipes pollicipes
Lineage: Eukaryota; Metazoa; Arthropoda; Thecostraca; Pollicipedomorpha; Pollicipedidae
Product: cubilin
Exons: 6
Coding region: 189-842 (217 amino acids)
Source: RefSeq, a predicted model, not a curated record